Messenger RNA from Acomys russatus (golden spiny mouse), 1200 nucleotides. It is a transcript of the gene Grhpr, whose product is annotated as glyoxylate and hydroxypyruvate reductase. The transcript is spliced from 9 exons. The coding region runs from base 26 to 1012 and encodes 328 amino acids. The record is from RefSeq and is a predicted model, not a curated record. Gene Ontology annotation, molecular function: hydroxypyruvate reductase [NAD(P)H] activity; glyoxylate reductase (NADPH) activity; hydroxypyruvate reductase (NADH) activity. Lineage: Eukaryota; Metazoa; Chordata; Mammalia; Rodentia; Muridae. Gene Ontology annotation, cellular component: cytosol.
GUCCACCACUGCUGCUGCGGGUCUUAUGAAAGGAGCUCGACUCAUGAAGGUGUUCGUCGCUGGCCCGUUGCCGGCCGAGGGCAGGGCUGCGCUCGCCCAGGCCGCAGACUGUGAGGUGGAGCAGUGGGAUUCAGAUGACCCCAUCCCGAGCAAGGAUCUGGAGCAAGGUGUGAUGGGGGCCCACGGCUUGCUCUGCCGCUUCACUGACCGCGUGGACAAGAAACUUCUGGAUGCUGCAGGAGCCAACCUCAAGGUCAUCAGCACCCUGUCGGUGGGAGUUGACCACUUGGCUUUGGAUGAAAUCAAGAAACGCGGGAUCCGGGUAGGCUACACGCCAGGUGUCCUGACAGAUGCCACUGCAGAACUUGCUGUCUCUCUGCUACUCACGACCUGCCGCCGGUUGCCAGAGGCCAUAGAAGAAGUAAAGAACGGUGGCUGGAGCUCCUGGAACCCCUUAUGGAUGUGCGGCUAUGGACUCUCGCAGAGCACUGUUGGCAUCGUAGGGCUGGGGCGCAUAGGUCAGGCCAUUGCUCGACGACUGAAACCGUUUGGUGUCCAGAGAUUUCUCUACACAGGGCGCCAGCCCAAGCCUCAGGAAGCAGCAGAAUUCCAGGCCGAGUUUGUGCCCAUGGCUCAGCUGGCUGCGGAGUCAGACUUCAUUGUAGUGGCCUGCUCCUUAACACCUGCUACCAGGGGGCUCUGUGGCAAGGAUUUCUUCCAGAAGAUGAAGAACACAGCCAUUUUUAUCAACAUCAGCAGGGGAGAUGUGGUGAACCAGGAAGACCUGUACCAGGCAUUAGCCAGUGGUCAGAUUGCAGCAGCAGGACUGGAUGUGACCACCCCAGAACCACUGCCUCCAAGUCACCCCCUGCUGACGCUGAAGAACUGUGUGAUCCUGCCCCACAUUGGCAGUGCCACCUACAAGACUCGCAACACCAUGUCCUUGCUGGCAGCUAACAACUUGCUGGCUGGCAUAAGAGGGGAGCCAAUGCCGAGUGAACUUAAGCUGUAGCCAGAGAGGCUUUCAAGAGCUGGAGACAUGUUGCCUCCCUGACGGACCCAGGCUGGACUUUGAACUGAGGCAAGAGCCUGAGGGAUGCCUCCUCUACUGCGUCUUCGAGGGACAUGGGAACUGGCAGAUAAGCUGGGCACGUCCCUGCCAAAAGCCUGUCAUGCUAACAGUAAAAAAUUUCUGACACA